GGUUUGGCAACAGAAAGCACGCGAAGAAGAGUUAGGCGUUGGAGUUGUAAACAUGGCUUCUUCCGUCGGUUGUCAGCAUUAUGUACGCAGUUGCCUCCUGAAAGCUCCAUGCUGUGGGAAACUGUAUGUGUGUCGGCUCUGCCACGAUGCCGAGGAAAACCACCAGAUGGACCGUUUCAAAGUCCAGGAGGUUCUGUGCUCUGAGUGUAAAACCCUGCAGAAGGCUCAGAAGAACUGUCAGCAGUGUCACGUGCAGUUUGGGGAGUAUUACUGCGAUAUCUGUCACCUGUUUGACAAGGAUAAGAAGCAGUACCACUGUCAGCCUUGUGGGAUAUGCAGGAUUGGACCCAGAGAGAAAUACUUUCACUGUCAGAAGUGCAAUCUGUGCUUAGCCCAGGACCUGCGAGGAAACCACAAGUGUGUCGAGAAUGUGUCAAGGCAGAACUGCCCUGUGUGUAUGGAGGAUAUUCACACAUCCCGGAUUGGCGCUCACGUUCUUCCUUGCGGCCAUCUUUUACACAAGACAUGCUUUGAUGACAUGGUCAGAACAGGCGCGUACCGCUGCCCUCUCUGCAUGCAUUCUGCCUGGAACAUGGACGAACACUGGGAAAUGAUGGACAAAGAGAUCGCUCAAUCACCGAUGCCCGCUGAGUACCAGGGUGCCACUGUCAAAGUUAUUUGUAACGACUGCCAGUCCCACUGCACCGUGCCUUUCCACGUGUUGGGGAUGAAAUGCGCUGAAUGUGGCUCUUACAACACAGCGCAGGAUGGAGGACUUAUGCAGCAGCAGCAGGAGCCGCAGCCGCAGCAGCAGCCCUCAGACCUGCACACGGAGAAUGAGCCGGAGUCGCAGGACCAACCCGAAUCCCAGUCGCCACAUUAAAAGCCAAGAGGCAGUGACUUUUCCAUAUUUGACAUUUGUUUGAUGAACUUAAACAUAUUAAUAUAAAAACAAGUGAACCCAUUCAUUUCACUCGAUAUGAAAGAUGGAGGAAUUGUUGAAUCUCUAAUUAACACCGACAGACGGUUUGCAGCCACAGAACUGAAUGCUCUUAAGCUGUAAUAAACAGGCUUAAUACAGCUGCCUGAAAACAGCUGACUUUGUGCCAUAUGCCCUAAAUAAAAAAAAUAGACUUGUAUUUUGUAUAAUGCAUGUCAUGUGACAUUUUACAGAAGAUCUUGAGUUUUGGAAAAUGCCUAAUAAUUAAGAAAUAGGUAUGCAGCACGUUGUUGCUUUAUCAUAACGGCUUGUUAAAAAAAUAUUUGCUGUUUUCAUCUUGUUGUUCUUGCAGUCAUUAUUUAACUGCUUGGCUUAAAACAUUGUUAAUUAUGUCUAAAUCCAUUUGGAUGAAGAUAAAACUCCCAUCUUUAAAAAAAACCCAUCUCGACUAGUAGCUUCAUCUGUCUUUUGUUGCUUUUAAGUGGGUUGUAUGAAGUACACAUGAGAAGUCAUUAUCUUACCAGGAAACAGUCAUCAGGUCACUUUGUUUACCAAAACACUCUUGUGGGAAUCUGUCGGUUUGCGACUUUCAUAGUAUGACGACCUUGAAUAAAAUUGUUACACUUUUUCCUUAUU
Molecule: messenger RNA, 1576 nt
Organism: Poecilia reticulata (guppy)
Lineage: Eukaryota; Metazoa; Chordata; Actinopteri; Cyprinodontiformes; Poeciliidae
Gene: rchy1
Product: ring finger and CHY zinc finger domain containing 1
Biological process (GO): ubiquitin-dependent protein catabolic process; protein ubiquitination
Cellular component (GO): nucleus
Molecular function (GO): ubiquitin protein ligase activity; zinc ion binding
Source: RefSeq, a predicted model, not a curated record